Messenger RNA from Paramacrobiotus metropolitanus, 2033 nucleotides. Its product is annotated as segment polarity protein dishevelled homolog DVL-3-like. The transcript is spliced from 4 exons. The coding region runs from base 152 to 1693 and encodes 513 amino acids. Lineage: Eukaryota; Metazoa; Tardigrada; Eutardigrada; Parachela; Macrobiotidae. Gene Ontology annotation, molecular function: frizzled binding. Gene Ontology annotation, biological process: canonical Wnt signaling pathway; intracellular signal transduction. Gene Ontology annotation, cellular component: cytosol. The record is from RefSeq and is a predicted model, not a curated record.
GUAGCGCGGUUGCCCAUAUACAAGGGAAAGAUUGUGGCGCAGUUGAUUUCCGUUGACUCGUCUGUCCAUAGCGAUCCGAACUCACAAAAUUCCGGGAGCACAAGGAGUUCGCGCUUGCUACUGCCAAGAAAGCCUCACGAAAGCGGAAGAAAUGGCGCAGAAGUCGGAAGAAUCCGGGGAGAAGCGCAGCGGGCGGGUGUGCGGUCCCAAUUCAGCCAAGAAGAAAGCUCCGGAAUUGACCAACCGCGGAUACGAGACCGAUUCGCUAGUCAGUUUUGACAGCCGCUCUUGCCACUCCGACUCGGAAUACGAUGGUUCCAGUCGUAUAUCCAGUUUUACGGAUAGAUCCUCAGUAAACAAUGCUGCCCAGCGGGUGCCCCGGAAAAAGCGACGUGUCCGGCGAAUUGAUCCAGCCAGUCUAAAUCGAGCAUCAUCGAUGAGCAGCAUCACAGAGACUGUUGUCUCUGGAGGAAACAUUGUUCGGGUUGUUCUCAAUGUCCAGCAAACAAAAAUGGUUGGCCUGAAAAUUUUGGGCCCUACAUUGGACAAUCCGGUCGAAGGGAUUUAUGUGGAAUCAGUUAUGAAGGGGAGUCCCGCGGACUUAAGCCGACAGUUUGAGCCGGGUGACGAAAUUCUCCAGGUAAAUUCCGUACCCGUCCACUGCAUGGAUGAACAGCAGGCGACAGCUGUUGUACGCGAGGCUUCCAUUACUGGACAUGUGAUCCUCGAUGUGCGGAAACGUUAUAUCCGUUCCCCUCCCGAGAGCGCAUAUACCCUUCGAGAACUGGAUCCGAAUGAUGAAAAUUCCACCCGGAGAGAGCCCUCUCAUCCCAUUGAUCCCAGUGCCUGGGUGGCACAAAUCGAAGCUAUGCGCUUAGCGGAAAUGGCACCAUACCGAGAGAAAACACCCAUCCUGCCACAUUUCGAUGAUGUUCCGCUUUCCCCUCAUCAGGCCGGUACGGGCCUGUUCAUGUCAACACAGUUUCUACCGCAAGAGUUGUCCACUGGUUCGGAGAGGAUAGAGGUUAUUAGGCAGAUGUGCAGAGAAGAUUCCGGUUUGGAUAUUCGUGAUCGCGAGUGGCUGAAAAUGCCCAUAGCCAAAGCGUUCACGGGAAAAGAUCUCGUCACGUGGCUGUUGGAACAUGUCAAAGAUCUCAAAGGUCGCAGUGAAGGAAGAAAGUACGCUGCGGAUCUGUUGAAAUCCGGUUACAUUAAGCACACGAUUGGUACUAGAGAUUUCUCGGAGAAGUUGUGCUAUACCUUUGGGGAUCUGCCUAAUCUUACGGAAGAGUUUACGCACAUGCCCAUCCUGCAUGACGAAGACUUUCCCGACUCGGAAAGCCAACUGGCGGCGUACAGUGACCUACCAGAUUCGGUUAGUCAGGUGGGUCAAGCCCGCCAUCCUGCCAUUUAUCGUCCAUCCAGCCACAGUGGUUAUGCCAAUAUUGCGCAAAUCAAACGGGGAAACGGUCGCUCGGGCAGCGGACACAGCUCCGGAAGUGGACACAGUUCAGGCUCCGAUAAGCGGCAGCAGUCCGUUAUCGUGGAGGAGACUGCUUCGCAAAUAUCGGAAAUCUAUCAUGGAGUACGUAAUGGCGUGAUAGCCACCGGGGAUCGAGGGCAAAUGCACCGGAACUCGCUGCAGAAUUCUCUUAAUCAUCCGUUUGACAUGCAGUAUGCCAAGAUGUAUUGAUCAGCUAUCCUUGUUGAAGAUUCUGACGAUUUGUAUCGUGAGCUAUUAAAUAGAACUUUCGAGGGAUGGUGAAAUGAACUGAUUGCUUUUACUGUUUUGAAUUUUUAAUUGUAGUGGUACAGUACUUGCCGGGUUUUGCGUUUUGGGCAAGUCGCUUGUCUUUAUUUCCAGCAUGUAUCUUCUAUGCGAGAUGACAUGCUAUUCGGCAAAGUUGACAAUGGUGUUUGAGCUUCGGUACAGAAAAUGCUGCAGUUAUGUGGUUUUGUACUUUUAUGUAUUCCUUAUAACUUUCGGUACUUCUGUAUAUUGAAGUUUGUAUAAAGUAUUUGAAUGUUUUUAG